GGCCGGCCGCGCGGGCUGCCCGCGCUUCCGGGCGGUGCGAUGGAGCUGGUGGCGGAACUGAGGGGCUGCGACGGCGAGACGCGGUCGGUGCGAGUACCGCUGCCUCACCUGACGGAGCGGGGCGAGGCCGGGCAGCUGCGCGGGCUGCGGCAGAGCCUGGCCGAGCUGCGGGAGCGGGUGGUGGAGCUGUUGGCGCCCUUGGUGCAGGCCGAGAGAGAGGCGGCGGGUGGCGGCGGGCCGCGCGGUGACGCCGAGGAUGAUGACGACGAUGAGCAGGAGGAAGAUGAGGAUGAUGAAGGCGAAAAUAGUAUCGGCACGAAAGCAAACGCCGACGACCCACCUCGAAAGCGGACGAGGGUUCAGCAGCCGUGGUGACGGCACUGGGUACUUGGGUCAGGCCUCUCUAGGAGACAUUCUAGCUGCACCGGGUGUGAGGGUGUCCGGGCAGG
This is a messenger RNA of Pezoporus flaviventris, 449 nucleotides long. RefSeq names its product EKC/KEOPS complex subunit GON7-like. The transcript has 2 exons. The record is from RefSeq and is a predicted model, not a curated record. NCBI's taxonomy places the organism in Eukaryota, Metazoa, Chordata, Aves, Psittaciformes, Psittacidae. Gene Ontology annotation, cellular component: EKC/KEOPS complex. Bases 40 to 375 code for a protein of 111 amino acids.